Talaromyces amestolkiae is the source of this 1002-nucleotide messenger RNA. RefSeq lists its product as uncharacterized. The record is from RefSeq and is a predicted model, not a curated record. Lineage: Eukaryota; Fungi; Ascomycota; Eurotiomycetes; Eurotiales; Trichocomaceae. Gene Ontology annotation, molecular function: oxidoreductase activity, acting on the CH-OH group of donors, NAD or NADP as acceptor. The coding region runs from base 1 to 1002 and encodes 333 amino acids. The transcript has 2 exons.
AUGGAUGUCAAAUUUGUUCUCGUUACCGGUGCCACCGGAUUUAUCGGCGCUCACAUUGUCGAUGCUCUCCUAGCUCGGGGCAUUCGCGUGCGGGGUGCUACCCGUUCCUUAUCCAAAGGCGAGACUAUGCUACAGGCACGACAAAAGUAUGCCGGUUUGCUCGAAUUUGUACAGAUUGGAGACUUUGAAAGUCCUGAUGGACUUGUUGAGGCCGUGAAAGAUGUCGAUGGAAUCAUUCAUACAGCCAGUCCCUUUACAUAUGACACCAAAGACAAUGAGAAAGAGCUCAUCAUCCCCGCCAUAAAUGGGGUCAGAGCUGUUUUCGAAGCAGCUUCUACGAACCCUAAGAUCCAACGCGUCGUAUUGACGUCCUCCUUCGCUUCCGUCCUUGAUGCAAACCGGAAAGCGCCGCCGUACUUUGCCUACACUGGCGCCGACUGGAAUCCAUUGACAUAUGAAGAGGCUGCCGACAAAGCUACGAGCGCUGUUAUUGCAUAUAGGGGGUCAAAAAAGUUCGCUGAGCUCGAAGCUUGGAAUUACGUCCGCGACAAGAAGCCGACGUUUGAUCUAGUGGCUCUUUGUCCUCCCAUGACCUUUGGGCCGGUAGUUCAUCCUGUUCCUAGCAUUGACAAGAUCAAUGAGUCAAAUGCGAUGUUAUGGCAGGKCGCGAGCGGUGCGAAUCUACCUGUUGCGCGGGUACCGUUCUGGAUUGAUGUGCGCGAUUUAGCAGCUGCACAUGUUGGAGCAUUGGUCACAAGGGAAGUCGGUGGGAAAAGAUAUACGCCCACUGCACCAGAAACCUUCUCUUACGCCAAAGCGGCGGCUAUCAUUGCUGCAGAGUUUCCGGAAUUUAAGGAUAGGGUGUCUCGAGAUGAACAGAGCAUUGAUGAAAGCUAUGGCUUGGAUGGGGAAACGGCUAGUCGGGAGCUCGGGUUUACGUAUCAUACCUUUAGAGAGACGGUUCGCGAUUUCGUGUCACAGGCUAUUAAGAUGGAUAAUUAG